Messenger RNA from Exophiala oligosperma, 2868 nucleotides. RefSeq lists its product as uncharacterized. Gene Ontology annotation, molecular function: DNA binding; protein binding; transcription coactivator activity. The record is from RefSeq and is a predicted model, not a curated record. The transcript is spliced from 3 exons. Gene Ontology annotation, cellular component: MBF transcription complex; SBF transcription complex. Bases 29 to 2758 code for a protein of 909 amino acids. NCBI's taxonomy places the organism in Eukaryota, Fungi, Ascomycota, Eurotiomycetes, Chaetothyriales, Herpotrichiellaceae.
AAUACCGACGGUCAAAAAAAAGCAAACAAUGAUGGCUUCAGGAGGCUUACAAUCUGGAGUCUAUCCGCAACCCCCUCCUUCUUUCCCCCAACAUGGCCACUCCAGCUCCAUGAACGCUUCCUUUCCUCACCCUCCGCCCAUGGGCUACGCCGAGGCUUCUCACUCUGUGAAUUCCACACCUGCGCCAACUCCACCGCCGCCGAGACCUGCAUCGCAGCACCAGCAACAACAGCAACAAAUGGUGUAUAAUAUGAACGGUGGUAAUCCCAUGGCCAAUGGAGGUAUGAUGGGCGCUCCCAACAGUUUCGGCGGGUAUGCAGAGCAAAAUGUCUAUCCUCAACCGGGCUUUUAUGGCAAUGGCAACACCAACAAGCCACAGAUUUACACUGCUGUGUAUUCUAAUGUUUCGGUCUUCGAAAUGGAGGUCAACGGUGUAGCCGUCAUGCGACGCAGAGCGGAUUCUUGGCUCAAUGCCACACAAAUCCUCAAGGUGGCGGGAGUCGACAAAGGUAAGAGGACCAAGGUGCUCGAAAAAGAAAUCACCGGCGACCACGAAAAGGUACAGGGUGGGUACGGCAAGUACCAGGGCACCUGGGUGAAUUACCAGCGCGGCCGAGAAUUCGCACGACAGUAUGGCGUGGAACAAAUCCUUCUUCCGCUUCUCGAGUACGACAUCACUUCUGAUGGCAUGCCCGGUAUGAGUCACGGAAUGGAGACUCCCACCAAGGAGCAAGCCCUGGCGGCACAGCGCAAGAGAAUGUAUGGCGGCGACGGACGAUCAAUGUCACAAUCCUCGGGAGGCACUUUUUUCAAGAACAUGUCUAGUACGGCUGCCAACGCAAUUCACGCCCUGAACAGAACUCGUCUCGAUUCGCCCAAUCACAUGGACGGCCGCCGCUCGGUUGGUCCUCGUCGCCAAUCUCAGUCGCAGCAGGCAUUCACUUACGGGACUGAUGGUUUAUACGGCCAGGCUAGCCAACAGAGCAUGCCAAGCAUGAAUUCUCAAGAUAGCUUCACUACCAAUGGUGCCAUUAUGAGCCAAAGUGCGAGCUUUGCAGACUUUCCCGCUCCAGAUGCUCAAGAACCUCCACGCAAACGCAUCCGACCAUCCCCUCAAUCGUCAUUCAUGGCCGGUCCCUACGACACGUCGCUCGAGAUGGCACUCGUCGACGGCACUCCUACCGAACCUAACGCGUCGUUCUUCUCACAGCCAAGCCAGACCUUUGUUGCACCCGACCCUCUGUCUUACGGCCUAGAACCUCUUCCACACCCUGUUGGACCUAUCGACAACGAGAAGAAAGACCUCUUGCUGGACCUCUUCCUCGACGCACGUCGGACGGAUUUCGAUGAUGACCCAGCAUUCCUGCGGCUCAGUGGUGAGGAGUUUGAGUUCCCAAUCGAUGGCUCGUGUAAUACUGUACUACAUUGGGCGGCUACGUUGGCUAGAAUACCUCUAGUACGAAAGUUACUGGAAAAGGGCUUUAAUAUGAGGCGCACCAACAGUGGCGGCGAGACUGCUUUGAUUGCAGCUGUUCUGGCACGAAAUAACUUGGAUACGAGCAACUUUCCAGCCCUUCUCGAACUCCUUGGACCUAGUAUUGAGGUUAGAGAUGGGCGUGGUCGUACAAUACUCCAUCACAUUGCUGUGUCAUCGGCCAUGAAGGGUCGAGCUGCGGUCGGCAAAUACUAUCUCGAGUCGUUGCUCGAAUAUGUCGUCAAACAAGGGGCUUCGCAGUCGUUGUCUUACGACACCAUGCAUGGAAUGAACCACGAAAACAAAAUGACCCUGAACAGAUUCAUGUCUGAGAUUGUCAACGCGCAAGACAAGGCAGGUGACACGGCUCUGAAUCUGGCGGCACGGACCAAUACGACGACCAUCAUCGAGCAACUGAUUGAAGUUGGUGCGGACCCUCACAUUCAAAACCGUGGUGGACUUAGCCCCAUUGAUUUCGGUGUUGUUGGUGGCCACGUCAACAAUCAGAUAAUGGAUCAGACCAUGACAAUGUUUGAACAACCCUCUGCGGCCGAUGGACCACCUCAGAAGUCCUUUGAAGAUGCUCAAGAAGGACUCAUGGCUUCGAUCCGGGAGAUUUUGUCCCAAUCAGAGGCCGAUUUCACAUCAGAGAUGAAGGAGAAGAAGGGGACCCUCGACAAGACGAAUGCCGCUUUGAAAGAGUCGGGUACGUCAUUGGCAGAGGAGCGACGACGACUGGAAGAGGUCCGAAGCAAAGUUCGAGAGAAAGAGGAUCUGGAGCAAAGAAUCAACAACCUGCGUCAAGCAAAUGCGAAACUGCGAGCAGAGUUGAGUGAAACUGACCCACCAACCACGAUACAAGAUAACGUGGCGAUCGGCGAAGCGGACAAAGGUCUGGACUUGGAUGGGCAACUUCCAAUGGUUGCACAUUUGUUUGCAGAUGGCGAAACCGACCCCAGCACCAUGAAUCUGACACAGGAGCAAGCUAAUUUUCUGGGGUGUCUGGAACGUGCGGAGGUGCUGUCUGGACGAGCAAAGGUGUACCAACGCCACAAUCAACAACUCGAACACAUGGCGAAAACCCUCAAGGCUCGCAGUGGUGAGUUGGAAGAGCGAUACAAGAAGAUUGUCAGUCUCUGCAUUGGUCAAGACGAGGACAAAGUGGACGGCUUGUUGGACCACCUCGUGCAGGCGGUCGUUAGUGAACAAAAAGAGAUGGGCAACGAUUCGCAACUUGGACGUGUGAGAGAUUUCCUCCGACUGGUGCAAGGAUCAGGAAAUUGAUGGAGAUGCCGCCGACUGAUCUUGCUAGUAUGAAGAUGGCCUACGAAUUACGGAUGACCGCUUACUAGUGACUCGCCUUGUUCUGCGGGUAGUGGUUCUGUACAAUAUUG